CAGUUAUUCUUUUUGGUUUAGACGUGUGGUGUGCUGAUGUUGAAUUCACCGAAAAAUAUUUGUUACUUUUGUCAAAGAAGGUGUAGAUUCCAUAUUUUUCUGAAUAGUGACGAAAACUUUACCUGUUAGCGUGAUUUUGAAUGCCAAGUCGUAGUUCUAAUUCCCUCUUUGCAAACUCACCCUGAAGAAGAACCAUCUGCUUCACAGGCGUUUUCCUUUCAAGUUAAAAAGCUUCGUGUAAAAAAGACAAACGAGCAAAAAACAAACAUGACAAAAUCAAGAAGCCGGAGUCGAUCGAAGUCGCGUGACCGAGUCCGAAGAAGCAAACACAAAAGGCGUUCUAGAUCUCGAUCUCGAUCGAGGAAAAACGAAAAACAUCGAAUGCCUACUGCUCGCAAGCAGUCAUCAGAAAACAAAUACAGGAAGAGGUCGAGGUCAUCGUCUUCCUCCAAUAGCGAUUCUGAUGCUGGUUCCAGGAGAUCAAAACUUGGCCGAAGUAAACUCAGUGAAGUGGAGAGACUCGCUGAAAUUGAACGCCAAAGAGCAGCGCAAAAUGCAAGAGUCAUGCGUCAAAAGGAACAGGAACAAAAGAUAGUUGAAGAGGAAACUGUCAAAAGAAUCGAGGAAAUGGUGGCUCAACGAGUGGCGGAAGAAUUGGAGAAGCGGAAGGACGAAAUUGAAACCGAAGUCUUACGCCGCGUUGAGGAAGCCAAACAGAUAAUGGAACGCCAAAUGCUGGAGGAGCUAGAAAGGCGGCGUAAAGAGAGGCUGGAAGAAGAAAACCGCCGCGAGGAAGAGGAAAGGCGCAAACGCGAAGAGCUCGAAAGGAUCGUCGAAGAGAAUAACAAGAAAAUUGAGGAAGCCCAGCGUAAACUCGCGGAGGAACGUUUGGCCAUGGUGGAGCAAUCGAGGAAAAUGGAGGAGGAUCGACAGAGGAUGCAGCGUGAGCAUGAGAAGCGAAUGCGUGACGAACAGUACUUGAUCUUGGGCAAAAAGAAUGCACGACCCAAAUUAUCCUUCUCGCUUAGUAAACAAUGAAAACGGAUCACGGGUAUCCAAACAACCAAAAUCAUUUUUUCUAUUUCUUUUCGCUUCAUGCUCUGCUGUACAAAUUCUCGUUUUCGAUAGCUCUAUGAUACCUUCAUUUCAGUCGACUACCAUCAUAAAUUGACCCGUUUUUUUUUUUAAUCUUUCAUGAUAUGUAGCUAUUAGUACAUGCUCUCAUGUUGUGCUUUUUCUGUAUUAUCGUCACGUCGACUUUUUCAUCAAUAUUACAGUAAUGGUUAAACGAG
This is a messenger RNA of Daphnia magna, 1292 nucleotides long. It is a transcript of the gene Arglu1, whose product is annotated as arginine and glutamate-rich protein 1. The coding region runs from base 268 to 1038 and encodes 256 amino acids. The record is from RefSeq and is a predicted model, not a curated record. Gene Ontology annotation, molecular function: cadherin binding. The transcript has 6 exons. Lineage: Eukaryota; Metazoa; Arthropoda; Branchiopoda; Diplostraca; Daphniidae. Gene Ontology annotation, cellular component: nucleoplasm; mitochondrion.